Molecule: messenger RNA, 800 nt
Organism: Lepisosteus oculatus (spotted gar)
Lineage: Eukaryota; Metazoa; Chordata; Actinopteri; Semionotiformes; Lepisosteidae
Source: RefSeq, a predicted model, not a curated record
AGUGAAGGAAUGAAACGUUUAUAUAAACUAAGUUGCGUGUUGUUCUGUGGGUAUUGUAGGUAAUAGUUAAGCUCGCAGCACGCCAAACUACUGUACUGUAAAUCUGACUUCUCUAGUUACAGACGCCAGAGCGAAGCUGGGACUGGCGCAGAUUGCUUUAUAUGGGAGUCUUAACUGGUUUUGUCUGUCCGGCGCUGAGCUUGGUCUGGCUCAGGUUGCUCUGUAACUGGUCCGGUCUCUCCUGGGCAGGUGAUGUUAUUCGGACUCCGAGUUCUGGACGGAUUGCAGAGCGGGUCAGCGGUCAGAAACACCUGUGCAGCUGUGCUGCUGAGCCUGUCGAUGCUCGCGCUGCUGAGGCCUCUGGGACUGCGCGCGUUCUCCAUGGCGGCCGAAUCGUACGUCUCGGGCACGCACUCCGCCGCCUUCGUCACCUGCCCCAACGAGCAGGUGGCCAGGGACCUGGCCAGGGGGCUGGUGGAGAAGAAGCUGGCGGCCUGCGUCAACAUCGUGCCCAAGAUCACGUCGGUGUACGAGUGGCAGGGGAAGAUCGAAGAGGACAGCGAGGUCUUGUUGGUCAGUCCACCCCUACGAAGUGGCCGAAGUCAUCAGCCUCCCCAUUGACCAGGGCAACCCCCCCUAUCUGAAGUGGCUGGGAGAGGCUGUACCAGAGUGAGGCCGGCAGCUGCUGCCACCUGCUGGACAGAACGCCGAACUGCAGGAUCCCGCAGCACUUCCGCAGUGCCCGUGCAGCACAUUACACAUGUGACAAACGGAAAAUAAACUGGAGUCAUUUGAUAAGA